AUGUAUACUCCUUAUGACUUUUCGACAAACCAUACAUUAGUUCUAAGCUAUAGUUCCAAUGGAGUAGUAAUUAGUGACAUUGAAGACACUUUUCUUCAUUACAAACCUUUUAUUAAAGAAAUCUCACUUAGAAACAACACAAUGGCAUAUAUUGAGUUUAUAGACCACAAAACUCCGCUCCAAAUCCACAUUGACAGAACAUCAUACAAACUUAAAUGUGACUCAGUUAAAAUAUUUUGGAGGCUCUCAAAAGAAGAGAUUAUAUCGGAAGAAUUUAAUUACGAAUUUUAUGGUAUGUCUUCCGCUAUAACAGACAAAUCAAUUCAAGAGUAUUUGGGCAAGUAUGCCCAGAUUAAAUCGCUCAAUUAUACUAGUGGAAAACGUGGCGUCUUUUCUAUAAUAAAAUUUAGCAGUUCUGAAGAUGUCGAAAACAUUUUUGAAAAUUACUUUAAAAUCAAAGAUGAUAUCGGUACCAAGAAAUUUGGUAUUAAAAAGCACAAACAUGACAUGAAAAGUGAAUUUAAUGUGCUCGUAAACAACAUCCACCCCGAUUUAGUCGUAAAUUCAGAAUUUUUUCAAUUCUUUAGAUCGUUUGGAAAAAUUGUGAAUUUCUACUUGACAGAAAUUAAUGAAACGUACAACGCAAAAUCGUUGUACGUAGAAUACACAAACAAGAAAAACGUGAAAACAUUAAUAAAAAACGUUAAUGGAAAAGACGUGUUUGGUUGUGACAUGCCCCUUUCGGCAUGUUCUUUGACAAGUAAAAAUGAUUAUUAUGAACAAAAGAAAAAGACAAGUCAUGACGAAAGUAAAAGAAUAAUAAAAACUGAAGAUACAGAUAAUUUAUUUAUUCAGUAA
This is a messenger RNA of Entamoeba invadens IP1, 858 nucleotides long. RefSeq lists its product as hypothetical. Bases 1 to 858 code for a protein of 285 amino acids. Gene Ontology annotation, molecular function: RNA binding. Lineage: Eukaryota; Evosea; Mastigamoebida; Endamoebidae. The record is from RefSeq and is a predicted model, not a curated record. The transcript has a single exon.